CGAAUUUAUACACUGCAGUAUCAAAAGUUUAGGUUGGAAUUGACAUGGUGGUAUUUUGGUUUUUAUUGGGUCUGUUGUUUCUGGGUUGUUCAGAUGGAGUGUAUGUACACACUGUGCAAACUAUCCACGAUUUCGGCCAGUGUAAGGAUAAGGACACUGUGCAGACUAUCCACAAUCUCGGCCAGGCAGGCAAAGAUCAAGCUUUAGCAUUUACUGCAUUGUUGUCGAAGGUAACAACACUUGGCAGUAAAGGGGUUGUAAAGUAUGACACAGUGUUGACCAAUGUUGGUGGAGCCUAUGUACCGUCCACAGGGGUAUUAACCGCGCCCCAUAAGGGUAUCUACACCAUUUCCUGUAGCCUCAUGAGCAACCCAGUCAAUGCUGUCCACCUUAACAUCAUGAAGAAUGGCAAUGCCCUAUCUACGCUAUACUCUGCAUCUGGAACAUAUCCUCUCGCUGCACAAACCCUUCAACUUCUUCUUGAAAAAGGAGACAAAAUAUGGAUUCAAAACCAAAACACGCAAACAGCUAAACUGCAUGACCAUAACGCGUAUAAUGUCUUUUCUGGUGCUCUGAUUACAAGAAUGUGAAUAAAUUUUGAUGUAA
This is a messenger RNA of Magallana angulata, 606 nucleotides long. Its product is annotated as complement C1q-like protein 4. The transcript has 5 exons. The coding region runs from base 45 to 590 and encodes 181 amino acids. NCBI's taxonomy places the organism in Eukaryota, Metazoa, Mollusca, Bivalvia, Ostreida, Ostreidae. Gene Ontology annotation, molecular function: protein binding. The record is from RefSeq and is a predicted model, not a curated record.